AUGUGGUUCGGUAUGAUUGGUGGAUUCCUGUUCAUUCUGAUCCAGUUAAUCUUGAUUGUGGACUUUGCCCAUGGUCUAGCCGAGAGCUGGGUAGAGAAAUAUGAAGAAGAUGAAUCGCGUUGCUGCUAUGCCGGCCUGCUCUUCUUCACAUUCGGUUGUUAUGCUGUAGUAGGAGUAGGAGUUCUGCUCAUGUUUCUAUUUUACACCACGGUUAGUUUAAAUCAAGCGAAUCAAGCAGGAUUUCCAACGCCAGUUCGGCUUGGGGGUCAUUUUGGCAGCUAUGCUGCUUCCCGGUGA
Molecule: messenger RNA, 297 nt
Organism: Cooperia oncophora
Lineage: Eukaryota; Metazoa; Nematoda; Chromadorea; Rhabditida; Trichostrongylidae
Source: the annotation of a GenBank genome assembly